GUUUUCAUAUCUUUUGCGAAAACAGGCAUAGUGCAGUUACAGGAAUCUCAAUGAAAACGAAUUAUGGGCCACAUUGGAUUGGUGGUUACUGACACGCAACUGGCAGAUGUUGCCAUUCGGAAUUAUGUUUUGGAGUUCAUUGUUGAUGCGGACAAUGAAUGUUCCCAUGAGCUUGCCCAAGUCGGCGAGCCAGCAUUCAGAUUUGAAGCGAAUGGAGCUUAUGACCCUGCAUACAUCAAAAAUCAGAAGCGAAGGUUGGAGCGCCCUCUUAAUUUUGGUGACAUGAUCGAAUGGGAUGAUCGCGACAUCACAAACAGAAUAAUCCUGAAGAUUCGGAGGGUUCCAAAACUGUUCGAAAGUCGCAUCUAUGAAGGCCGAUCACAGGUUUGCGUGACAGGUGUAGUAUCGCCCACAAACAAAUUUCUAUUUUGGUCUCAGUAUUUUCCUUGUAUAAAAAUAGAUACCGCUUCAUCCAAAGAAGUUUUGCCAAAUGUUUCCGUAUCUGCUUGGCUCAAUAUAGCUAUAGACAGCAACAGUCGUCUUUGCAUCGAGUUCGACUCUUUCGAGAAAGUGGAGUAUGAAGCAAACGUGGUUCCGCUGGCGCCUUGGAAUCGCAACCAUUCAAAGUACACAACAUUAACCAUACCUUUGAAUGAUGAUGACAUAGAAAAUCAAAUACUGGAGCCCGAUAUUAAUAAAUACAAAGGUGGCUGGAAGCAGGAGUUAUAUAACUACGAAGGAAUCUGCACUGGUGGCAGACUGCUGUAUUGUAAUAAACUACCAACAUAUGAAAUUGUCGUGGCUCUAAUCAAGAAUGCAAAAGAUUUUCUUGCGCUAGAAACAGGUGUCAACUGUGAGUUUGACGCUGUAUGGAACGAUUUUGAGAAACGUUUCAUAGUCACGCGUUACAAAACCAGGUCUCGUAUACUACGUUUAGCAUUGAAUGGGCUAAUGAAAACCACUGUAAAGGCUAUCGAGGGCUAUCCGUGCGUAUUCAAAAGUGAUGACCUUGGGCUAAUAGAUGACCCAAAUGGAGCUCUUUCGCUUCUUCAUCUGUCUCCAUAUUGCAAAAGUUCCGUUGUGGUUUCACUUAGCGAUAGUCCUUCGAUGAUAAGCCGCUUCCGCUUCCGUGUGGUAGAUAUCCAGCCAGACAAAGGCCCGAAACUUGAGAAGUGGAUGAAAGAAAAUACGAUCUCCGUUACUGAUGCGAAAGGAGUGGUGAUUGAUUCAUCAACCAUUUAUUCAAGAGAUAAUGGGAGUAUAUUUUUCUUCGUACCUGAAAACCUUCGCAGCGGGAUCUUUGUUGGUUUGUUAGUGAAAUUUUCGGCUGUUUACGACCUCCUUGCCAAGCAAUUCGUGGUGUCGCAUGUCUCAUCCACCUCACGGGAAAUACCUUUUAUCGAAAAGCGUAUGCUUCAUUUUCCACCAGAACACCAUAAAAAGCAGAAGAUUUUCCGAGUUAUUGCAAAGAGAGCUCCGAGGGAACUUGAUUGUCUCUUAGAAUGCGACGAAUUUGGUCUUCUUGAUGUAGGAGUACAUAUAAACCUUACGAAAGACAAUUCACCUAAGCUGGUAUGGGUGAUGAGAUCACUUCCGGACGUCGAUCAAACCUCCCGACCAUCGCGAACACCAUUUAUCAUUGUAGGAGCUGGCGAUCGUGAACCAGAGGGCGUUGCUGUUGAGGAGAGUGCUGAAGAAUUCAAGACUCCGAAAAGCUCAAUGGAAAAAGGCGGCACUGUUUCUGCUGAAGCUGCGAUAGAGGCGGCCAUGCAGCGUAUGGGGCUUACCGAGAAGAAACCGCAUUCUGUCGACUGCAAUGAUGAAGAAUGCGCACCUGGCUGCCCACAUAUGGAAAUGAUAAUGCUGAUGAUCGACACGGUUCCGGAUUUCUUGGAGAAUAUUGCAUACAGCGAUCCAGCUCUAUACACCAAACUUGCCAACAGCAUGUUCUCAUAAUUUGCCUUACUUGUGUAUCGUGGAUGCUUUAAUUUCGUCAUGUAUCAACGGUCAUAAUCGUGAAUACUAAUGAAUUGAAGAUUUUGAAAAAGUUGACAUAAUGAAGAGGGAUUAAAUUGAGUUUAAAGUUGUUAAUUCUGUAGUACCUAGUAUGUUGUUUUUCUAAACGUGAAUUGUUGUAGAUGUAUAAACAUGGUACUUUUUCUGCCUGUUCAAAGAUAAAGUUAUUAUCUUCUAA
Messenger RNA from Cylicocyclus nassatus, 2194 nucleotides. Lineage: Eukaryota; Metazoa; Nematoda; Chromadorea; Rhabditida; Strongylidae. The record is from the annotation of a GenBank genome assembly.